Messenger RNA from Notechis scutatus (mainland tiger snake), 2574 nucleotides. Lineage: Eukaryota; Metazoa; Chordata; Lepidosauria; Squamata; Elapidae. The record is from RefSeq and is a predicted model, not a curated record.
AUGUGCUAUCAUUGGGCAUGCACCAUUGGCAACCCUAGUAUUAAAUACAAGUCUUACCAUUCAGGUGAUUUCAUCAUUGGUGGCAUUAUUUCUCUGAUCUACAUGAUGUCUGAUCAAGUCACCUUUAAAAAACUUCCAUCUGAAGAACUUCUUGAUGAUCCCAUUUUAUUACAACAGAACUACUUGCAUAUUUUGUCCUUGGUCUUUGCUGUAAAGGAAAUCAAUGAAAAUUCUCAGAUCUUGCCAAACAUCACUCUGGGUUUUGGGAUAUUUAAUAGUUAUUUCAUGGCAACGUGGACCUACCUUGCUUCUAUGGAGCUUCUUUCUUCACAUGACAGAUUUGUUCCUAAUUAUAAAUGCAGCACCAACCAAAACUCAAUUUGUGUUAUUGCUGGACCCAAUUCUCAUAUCUCUCAGGUUAUGGCCAACAUUCUGAGCAUUUACAAGAUUCCACAGUUCACAUAUGGCUCUGCUCCAGUGAUGGAUAAUGUGAUUCAUACAGCUUUUGUCUAUCAGAUGUUUCCAAAUGAACAACUUCAAAUUACAGGGAUUCUCCAGUUGCUGCUUCAUUUUAAGUGGACCUGGAUUGGGAUAAUUUUUCAAGAAAAUGAAAUUGGUGAACAAUUUCUGAGGGAAGUACUUAUCAUGUUUUUCCAAAAUGGAAUCUGCUUUGAUUAUAUUAAGGUGUUUCCAACAGUAGCUUUUUCAAAUGAGAUGGGAGAACAAAUCAAUAAUUUUGUUAAAGUAUGCAAAGUCAUUAUGAGAAGUACAUCCAGUGUUGUGAUUGUAUAUUGUGAGAAUCAGGUCAUGGCUCUUUUCAGAAUGAUCUCUGUUUCAGAAUAUUGGGAAGUCACAGUUGAGAGGAAAGACAAAGUUUGGAUUUUCCCAGCCCAGAUGGAGUAUACUUCAAUUCCAUUUCAAAGAGACUGGAAUAUGGAUUUUAUCCAUGGUGCUCUUUCUUUUGUGGUUUCAUCAAAAGAAGCAUUAGGGUUUAAUAGAUUUCUUCAGAUGAGAAACAGUGUUUCCAAAAAUGAAGACAGUUUUUCAAAAGUUUUUUGGGAGCAAGCCUUUGAAUGCUCUUUCUCAAAAUCCAUUUUAAACCCAAAGUCGGAGAAAUGGUGCACUGGGGAAGAGAAAUUAGAGGCUCUUCCACACUCUGUUUUUGAAUUGAGUAUGACUGGACAAAGUUACAGUGUCUACAAUGCAGUCUCUGCUGUAGCACAUGGUCUACAAGCUUUCCUUACAUCCCAUUCCAAAUAUCACAUAUCAGCAGCAGAUAGUGAGAAACAGAAGCUUUUCAAUCAUCAUGUAUGGAAGCUUCAUCACUACCUGAAAAAAGUUUCAUUUAACAACAGUUUUGAAGAAAAAAUUUUCUUUGACCAUAAUGGGAAGGUUGCAACUGGUUUUGAUAUUAUCAACUGGGUCACCUUCCAAAAUCUAUCCUUUCUUAGGGUCAAAGUUGGAAAAGUAGAUCCGUCAGUUCAAUUUGAAAGCCUUCUCUCUCUAUCAGCAAAUAAUAUUGUCUGGCCCAAUAUUUUUAACCAGACACAACCUCUUUCUCUGUGCAAUGAUCAUUGCUCCUUGGGGUACAGCAAGAUCAAAAUAGAAGGGAAGCCAUUUUGCUGUUAUAAAUGCCUUCUUUGCCCAGAAGGUAAAAUUGCCAACCAGACAGAUUUAGAUGACUGUUUCUCAUGUCUGGAAGAAAACUACCCUAACAAGGACCAAAAUCUGUGUAUUAAAAAACACACAGUCUUCUUGUCUUACAAAGAACCCUUGGGAAUCAACUUGACCAGUGUUGCUUUCCUCUUUUCUUUCAUCUCAGUUGUGGUGCUGGGGAUCUUCGUUAAACACCAGGACACACCCAUUGUCAAAGCUAACAACAGAAACCUCACCUAUAUUCUUCUUAUUGCUCUUCUGUUUUCUUUCCUUUGUGUUUUGCUCUUCAUUGGGCAACCAGAGCAAGUAAAAUGUUUUAUGCGACAAACUGCUUUUGGAAUCAGCUUUUCUGUUGCCCUUUCUUGUAUAUUGGGGAAAACCACAAUAGUUGUUCUUGCUUUCAUGGCCACCAAGCCAGGUUCCAAAAUGAGGAAAUGGGUGGGGAAAAGCCUGGAUAAUAUUAUUGUCCUAUCUUGCUCCCUAGUGCAAAUCACCAUUUGUAGUAUAUGGUUAACAACUUCUCCUCCAUUCCCAGAUUCAGACAUGCACUCAAUAUCUGAUAAAAUUGUCCUAGAAUGUAAUGAAGGUUCAGCCUACAUGUUUUAUAUUGUCCUUGGCUAUAUGGGUUUUUUGAGUGCUAUCAGCUUCAUGGUGGCCUUCCUUGCCAGGAAGUUACCUGAUAGCUUUAAUGAAGCCAAAUUUAUCACCUUCAGCAUGUAUGUCUUUUGUAGUGUCUGGGUGUCAUUUGUUCCUACCUAUUUGAGCACCAAGGGGAAAUACAUGGUGGCUGUGGAGAUCUUCUCCAUUUUGGCCUCUGCAGCUGGAUUACUGGGCUUCAUCUUUCCCCCCAAAUGUUACAUUAUUGUGCUGAGGCCUGAUUUGAAUAGAAAGGAACAACUUGUAAAGAAACAAAAGUAA